Closterium sp. Naga37s-1 is the source of this 627-nucleotide messenger RNA. The record is from the annotation of a GenBank genome assembly. Lineage: Eukaryota; Viridiplantae; Streptophyta; Zygnematophyceae; Desmidiales; Closteriaceae.
AUGCGGAGCCCGGAGCUGCACGGCGAGGAGAAAUUGCUGCAGGUGUUGCGCCCGGUUGGCACGCGCUUUGGGACGCAGUUCAUCGCAGUGACUCGCCUUCGCGCCAUUCGCCCCCAGCUCACGGCGAUGAUAACGCAAAAGGACUGGGUGGAGAAGGGGGGGAACACCCUGACAGGGGAGGACUUCGAAGGGUGGGUGAUGGACUCUGCGUGGUGGAAGCAGGUGGACUUCUUUGUGCAUGUGAUGGAGGUGUUCUACAACGUCAUGCGGAGGACGGAUUCAGUGAAGAAGGGGCUGAUGGGCCAGAUUUACGACAUCAUGCUGCAGCAGACGGAGGAGUUGGAUACGCUUGGAUGGGAAGGAGUGCAAGCUGAGCAGGGCCGGAUCUUAAACCCGGCCAACCAGGAGGAGGGGAUCUUUCUGGCGGAAGUGGAGUGUACCAAGGAGAAAGAAGGGGAGGAGGAGGAGGAGGAGGAGGAGGAGGAGGAGGAGGAGGAGGAGGAGGAGGAGGAGGAGGAGGAGGAGGAGGAGGAGGAGGACGACGACGACGACGACAACGACGAGGACGACGAGGACGACGAGGACGAGGAGGACGAGGACGAGGACGACGAGGAGGAGGAGAGCUAG